UAGAGGUUGUGCAUGUGCAAGCAAAUCUGAAUCGAUUCACAGGAAUAGCGUUAUUUGUACUGGGACAAGAAAAUAAAUACAAAUAGAAAUCUUCUUUAAAUAGCGUUAUUUUUUGCAAUAAUUUCACGCCGGGAAUGUCCUCAGCUUUAUCGAGCAUCCGGUCUUCGCCAAUUCCAGAUUUGGCGUAUGAUUCAUAUCGCAGCUUGUCCCUCCGGGACCAAACUUUGAUUCGGCGACAGUUGGCGAGUGCUGAGGGGGUUCAACCACCGCCACCACCAAUGCUCUCAUCAAUGUCACACCACCAACCACUCAACAAUGGACAUGGAAAUGGGAACACUUUUUCUUCUCAACAACAACCAAGCAGCAGCAGCAACAGCAAUAUUCCUGGCAUUAAUUAUCGCCAAAACAUUUCCUCUCUUGAUGAGCCUACACCUCCAAAUCUUAUUCGAUCAAGAUCAACAGCGACGUCGCAUCGCGAGCCGCAAUCCACGACUGCCAACGCCCCUCAAGUAAAGCGUCGCCCAUCCUCGUUCUUCGUCACGAAUGGCAAAGCCUACAACUUGGACAACUAUGGUGGCGAAAGUCUCGCAUUUUGGAUACUCCUCGGAAUCCUGUGUCUCUUAGUGGUUGGAAACUCAAUCUUAACUUUUCUCGUCUUUGGCGUCAUCAGAGUGGGAGUUGGAAUGGAAAGUAUCGAGUUUUUGCCUGGCAAAUUAAAAUUCUAUGGCGAAACCGAUCUCGGCGAGAUUUACAAACGCGACGGAAUUUUGCAAGGUUUUGACUCUGACCCGAUCGAAAUCACGGGUCACGACGGGGGCGAAGUUCACCUCUGGACUCAUGCCGGAUCUCAGCCAUCCCUUUCCGUGGAGAGGACGGCGAUCAACAUUUCCUCCGUGACCGAAUUUCGCAUCGUUGACCGGAAGGGGAGAGAAGUCUUUUCGACAAACACACCAACGUUGGGAUUGCCCAGAGGAGUACAAAAAUUGGAUGUUCGGGUCGCAAAAGUAAAUCGGAUUACGAGUGCGGUCAACGCGUCUUUGCAACUGGUCUCAACCACGUUUACGUAUCUGAAAGGGAGCGAAGGAACGCAUUUGGAAGGGAGACAAAUCACUUUUAAAGCGGACCAGGACAUUUUGUUAAAAAGCGUCACGGGAAGCAUAAUCUUGUCUGGAGGAAAGGAUGGAAUUUAUCUCAACGUGCAUGACCUCCCCUUAGUUCGGGAAACUGCAGUGACGCGGAAAAGCCAUACCGUUCCGACCUUGGGAAAGAAAGAGUCGCAAUAUCAAUUAUGUGCUUGCAUGCCUUCUGGAAAAUUGUAUAGAGUGGAAAUUCCUCUGAAUAAUGCGAUACGACCGGACAAGCAGAGGGUUGGAUGUCACACGCCGAAAAAUCCUCCGUGUUAAUUUUAUCAUAGUAAUAAUCCAAUAUCAUGAUUAAAUAACAAACAAUAUCAGGAUGAGAGUGUGUAGUUUGUUUUGGUAAUUUUGAAUUUUACAGUAAGUUUGCAAAGAGCAAUGAAAUUAUGUGCAACAUUUGAGUAAAUAAAAAUUGUUCUGACUUGAAAUGCAUGCAAAAUGAAUAAGACACAAAUUGUUGUAAUGAGAUUUAUGCAGUUUCAACUUCUUCGGUUUCUAUCAUUAAAAAAACAUGGAGAAAGUUUAUUAAAUAAAAUAAUACAACGUUUUUGGAAAUAAAAGUAAAGGCUUGAUUGAAUAAAUAAA
This is a messenger RNA of Folsomia candida, 1721 nucleotides long. RefSeq names its product beta-sarcoglycan (gene Scgbeta). The coding region runs from base 135 to 1403 and encodes 422 amino acids. The record is from RefSeq and is a predicted model, not a curated record. Lineage: Eukaryota; Metazoa; Arthropoda; Collembola; Entomobryomorpha; Isotomidae. Gene Ontology annotation, cellular component: sarcolemma; sarcoglycan complex. The transcript has 5 exons. Gene Ontology annotation, biological process: muscle organ development.